UGGCGUUUGGCGUGACGAAGCUUUCCGAUACAUUUCCACCAAUAGCGAGGCGAAAGAAAUGAUCAACAUGGCGGCACUAGCGGCGUUUGGUUGUUUUAGGGUGCUGAGGUCUUGCAGGCGGAGCAGCUGUUCUCUUGCUAUCUGGCAUCUAAUGAGAAGCCCAUUCUGUGCCAUGCAAAACAGAGCUUGUAUGCCAAGGAUAAGAAUACAGUGGAAAACAUCCUCUGCCUCUGGAGAGACCCAGAGUUAUUCUAGUGAUGGGCAGAUCUAUCUCAGUGAGAGCUGUGUGAAGAGGCUGUUGGAGAUUGCAGAAGGGUCUGAGUUUCUCAGGCUGCAGGUAGAAGGAGGUGGCUGUUCAGGUUUCCAGUACAAAUUUUCCUUGGAUACAGUUGUCAAUUCUGAUGACAGAGUUUUUGAGCAAGACGGUGCCAGAGUGGUUGUGGACGUGGACAGCCUAAGCUUUGUGAAAGGUGCAAUGGUGGACUUCAACCAGGAGCUAAUUCGCAGCUCGUUCCAAGUAGUGAACAAUCCACAGGCAGAACAAGGUUGUUCUUGUGGGUCAUCUUUCUCAGUUAAGCUCUGAUCAAACUCCUCCAUGUGGACUGAAGGAUGAAGAAAAGUUCCUUUUGUUGUUGUUGCCUAUUCUCCAGUUGGGCUGAAUAGCUGGUUUAGUCUGUUGUACCCUAUUGUGAAAGAAACAACCUUAGGCAAGAAUCAGUCAAGAACUGAUUCAUCCAUUUGGUGUCUGUGAAUCUCCAAGUCUUUGCUUUAGAGGAAGGAUGGUGAGGGCAGAUCUGGGCAAACAGCCUCUGUUGUGAUGUCAUGUACUAUUUAUUAAAAUAUUUUCUGAUUUUUAAUUUUAAAA
This is a messenger RNA of Candoia aspera, 865 nucleotides long. It is a transcript of the gene ISCA2, whose product is annotated as iron-sulfur cluster assembly 2. Lineage: Eukaryota; Metazoa; Chordata; Lepidosauria; Squamata; Candoiidae. Gene Ontology annotation, molecular function: 2 iron, 2 sulfur cluster binding; iron ion binding; 4 iron, 4 sulfur cluster binding. Gene Ontology annotation, cellular component: mitochondrion. The record is from RefSeq and is a predicted model, not a curated record. The coding region runs from base 59 to 583 and encodes 174 amino acids. Gene Ontology annotation, biological process: iron-sulfur cluster assembly. The transcript is spliced from 4 exons.